AUGGAAUCAGGGUCGUCAUCCUCCAACCAAGACCCUCGCUUCGAGUUCAUAGGAUCAUACGCAGUGAAAUCACUGAAACUAAAACCAGAAAAAUGGCUGCGAGUGUUAGGCUUGGAGGAACACAGGUCCACUUUAAAGGAUUUCCUGGACAAACCAUGGCCGAUUCUUCUUGUAGUGGUAUUGACACACGCGAACCAAUUAAUGCCGGUGGUGUCGUUCCCAUGCUACUUGAAGAACAAAGCGGUUUACUUCGUGAAGAAGAAACCGGAUGUAGUACCGAAGGAACAUUGCGCCGAGAUGCUUGUAUUUGGCGACUUAGCACCAAGGUUGAUAGAUGAGCUGGCAUCGUUGGUAGAUGAGGUGUUUGUUCCUUUGCUGUCUAACCCUCUGAACCAUGAAGGAUGGCCGCUAGUAGUCUCACAAGAUAUUUUAAAACAGAUCCACAAUCUAAAAAGCACUGUUUAUGAGGUAAAAGGGAAAGUAAACGGUCAAACCGUUCUUCCAAUGCCCGUCGGAGUGGAAUUGGUACACGAUGCGGAGAAACAAUUGCAUAAAGGUGUGGAAGUUGAUCUCUACCUGAAGAGUGCCAUCGAAGGUGUCGUCAUCAAGUGGGCACAGCAAAUCAAUGACGUCAUGAUGGACGAUCCCACACAAGCAUUCGAAAAUGGACAAAAUCCAUUACCAAGAGUUGAAUUAUCAUUUUGGCGGUCUAGAUUGAGUAAUCUGAAUUAUAUUUACGACCAACUACGUACCGAGCGGGUCCGGUGUAUGGCAGUCAUCUUGGAGAAAACAACUUCUGCAUAUUACCCUUGCUUCAGCAGACUGUUUAAAAAUAUAGUAUCUGCUUUGGCAGAGGCAAGAGAAAUAGAUCUUUACUUACAUACAUUAGAAAAACACUUCCAAGCGUUAGAAGAUACUGAUUUCACGGAGUGUCAGCCUUUGUUUAGACCGCUGUUCCAUGUUAUUUGUAUGAUCUGGCGAGAUUCUAAGUAUUACUGUAGUUCUUCUAAGUUGAUGGUACUUCUUAAGGAGAUAUCCAAUCUACUGAUUUAUCAGGCUAAAAAAUGUUUGGAUCCAAGUACACUAUUUCAUAGCGAUAUUGAUGAAGCCACACAACGUAUUCAACAAACGAUAGACAUAUUGAAAAAGUUCCAGUGCACUUUUGAAUACUUCAAGGACAAUCUGCAUAAAUAUUUUGUCGAUAGAAGAGUGGUACCUUGGACUUUUCACCCUAACGUCGUCUUUGAAAGGCUCAAUAAAUUUCUAGAUCGACUUAAUACGAUUCAGUGGUUCUUCAAAACUGUACUAGAAUUUCAGAAACUUGAGAAGAUAGAAGUAGGUGGUAUGAAGGGGAGAGUGUUGAGCUUACAAAUCCGUGAGAUAUCUGCAGAAUUUGAAGCUUUCUUUCAUAGUUUUGCAUCCAAAUCUUACGACGUAUUGGAACCGGAUGACGAAACUUUUAAUACCGACUUCAAAGAAUUCCAAGAUAACAUUGUCGAUCUAGAUUUGAAAUUAUCAACGGUCUUAGUGGAGUCGUUUGAUAAUUGCCCAACUUUAGAGGAUAUUUUCAAGCUUAUAGAUAUAGUGGGAUCUGUUUUAGAACGACCGUUAAUAAAGAAUGAAUUUACUGCAAAAUACGGAGAAAUUAUCGUAAUGCUGGAGAAAGAAAUUAUUAUUUGUGAAGAAUUAUUCACCGAGCAAACACAACGUCUGCAAAAAUAUGGGAUUAUGGAAGUAGACACGUUCCUCCCACCCAUUGCAGGGGGACUCCUGUUCAUGACCAUGCUGGCUGCGAGGAUCACCAAGCCCGUAGCCAGCUUUCGCAAUUUGCCGCACCCGAUUAAGGGUACGGAAGAAGCGAUCAAACUUUUCGAAAGGUACGAUAAACUUAUUAACGAUAUACAGGACUUCAAAAGAAAUUAUUUCAAUGAUUGGACCAUGAAUAUUCCUAAAAUUAUUGAGAGUAAAACUAAAAAUUCUAUCAUUGCAAGACAAGGGUCGGACCUCAUUUUAAAUUUUAGUCCAAUGCUUUUAGAUAUUUUAAAAGAAGUGCAUCAUCUACGAAAUAAUCCUGAUGUACAAGAAGGACUACCGAAAGAAAGUUUAAUUUUAUUUGAAAAACAAGAAACAUUCAGACAAUAUAGAAUCAACUUGGGGAUAACUAUUGAUUGGUAUAAUCAAAUUCGAAAAAAUAGUCAAAAAGUUGAAUUCGAUCUUGUUGAAGACGAAAUAAAAGCUAUUGAUGAAAGGAUAGCAUUGGCUCAAAAUGAGUUAAAUUGGAAUUCAGAUGAUUUAUGGAAGCAGUUGCAAGAACUGCACACGCUAGUAGGAAAUUUGUUUGAACGAAUGUCAAAGAUUCAAGACAAUUUAAAAGAAAUUAAAGCUGUGAUGAGAGAAUGGGCUACUCAGCCAUUGUUCGAAAGAAAAGAAGGGAAAAAAGAUACUCUUUUAAACUUAGAUGACAGAGCGGAAAAAAAGAAUCAUCGUUACUCUGAUAUUAAAAAUUCAGCAGAACGUAUUGAGACCUUAUUGAAAGAGAAUAUGGAGUUAUUCAAUAUGCAAGAAAACCAAGACAGUGAAAUUUGGAGAAAUUAUGUGUCUUUCAUUGACAAUUUGAUGGAGGAGUCUUUGUUUAAAUGUAUUGGUUGCAGCUUGGGAUAUAUAGUAGAACAUAUGAAUCCUAAAAAUAAUUUAGCACCAUUAUUUCAAGCACAAUUGGAAUUACUUGAGCCCGAUAUGGUGUUUUCUCCAACAUUGGAUCCAAAUGAUGAAAAAGGUUUUACUGCAUUAAUCAAAGGAAUCAUUGACGAUAUAUUGAUGAUGUCUAAGUUAGUUAAAAGAAUCGAUACAAAAAAAGGAGAAACUUAUGAAGAAGAAAUCAUUAACAGUGAAGACAUUAUUGAAAUGAAAGAGGAAAUUUUAAGUGGGAUUGAAAAGGUUAUUGAAGAAGCAAAUGAAUUUUGUAAAACUUUUGAAAAUUUUGCCUAUCUUUGGCUAGAAGAAAGAGAUGCAAUAAUGGAAAUAUUCUUGACUUAUGGAAGAAUAUUACAACCUGAAGAAAUUGACCGCAUUGGAUCUGAAGAUAAAGACCUUCCACCGCCAACGCCGUGUCCUCCAAAAAUGGAAGCGUUCAGAGAGCAGAUAGAUCAUUUUGAGAACCUGUUUAUGGAUAUUGAGGAUAUGGACUCUUAUAAAGUAUUCAAUUGUUGGUUUCAGGUGGAUGUAAGACCAUUCCUACAUGCUUUACUUAAUACUGUGAGAAAGUGGGGUAAUAUGUAUAAAGAACAUUUAGUAGAAAAUGUAACUACGAGUCUCAGCGAUUUAGCUGACUUUAUACGAAAAGCAGAUGAAGGUUUGAUGCAACCAGUACCUGAAGGUGAUUACGGGGCGUUAAUAAAUGUCAUGGGAUAUUUGAUGAAUGUGAAGGAACGUGCUUUGACUACUGAUGAGAUGUUUCAACCUCUUACUGAAACUAUAGAACUAUUAAAGUUUUACGAUAUGGAUAUACCGGAAGAAGUUAAUGUUUUGCUCCAGGAGUUACCAGAACAAUGGCAAGCCACUAAAAAGCUCGCCCUCACAGUGAAGCAACAGGUAGCUCCUCUGCAAGCUGCUGAAGUGAGUGGUAUUAGAAAAAAAAUCGCUACAUUCGAUGCUCACGUCACAUAUUAUAGAGAAGUGUUUAAAAGAUAUGAGUUCUUUAAGUAUGACUGCGAGAAUCCAUACGAGGUCAUGACGAGAGUAGACCGUGAGAUGUUAUAUUUGGAAGAAGAAAUGAAAAAUAUACAAGAAUCAGGAUCAUUAUUUGAAGUUAACGUACCAGAAUUUAAACUGUUGAAGCAAUGUAGGAAAGAACUGAGAAUGUUAAAGCAACUUUGGGAUUAUGUAUACAUAGUCCGAACAAGUAUUGAGGAUUGGAAGACCACACCUUGGCGUAAGAUAGAUGUUGAAAAUAUGGAUAUAGAAUGCAAAAAAUUCGCAAAGGAAAUUCGAUUGCUUGACAAGGAAAUGAGAAGUUGGGACACUUAUAUCAGUUUAGAAGCAACAGUAAAGAAUAUGCUUACAUCUUUAAGAGCAGUAGGUGAACUGCAAAAUCCCGCAAUUAGAGAACGUCACUGGGAUCAAUUGAUGAGGACCACAAAGAGUUUAGCUGCAUUGCCACCUGAGCUCACUGUUAGAAUCGUGAUGGAUCUUAACACCACUCUUGCCGAUUUGUUAGCGUUAAAUUUACAUGAGUGUGAAGAGGAAGUUAAAAACAUAGUAGACAAGGCUGUUAAAGAAAUGUCUAUGGAAAAAAUUCUCAAAGAUCUUGAUACCACAUGGAAAGGACUUGAAUUCGAACAAGAGAUCCAUUCGAGAACUGGUUGUGUUUUACUUAGAGCCAGCGAAGAACUUAUAGAAACUUUGGAAGAAAACCAGGUGCAACUACAAAAUUUAAUAACAUCCAAAUUCAUAGCUCAUUUCUUAGAGGAAGUGUCUGCAUGGCAACAGAAACUUUCAAUAGCAGAUCAAGUAAUAACAGUAUGGUUUGAAGUACAACGUACGUGGACACAUUUAGAAAGUAUCUUCAUGAGCUCAGAAGACAUUAGGAAACAGUUACCAGAAGACUCGGCGAGAUUUGAUAGAAUUGAUUCAGCUUUUAAGAUUUUAUCAACGGAAAUGUCAAAAACACCGAAUGUCGUGAAGGGGACUAAUAAAGAGGGGUUGAUCGAAAAGUUGGAUUUAUUACAAAAAGAUUUGAUUAUUUGCGAGAAAGCUUUGGCGGAAUAUUUAGAAACUAAGCGUCUAGCCUUCCCAAGAUUUUACUUUGUGUCCUCAGCAGAUCUACUUGACAUACUUUCUAAUGGCAAUCAAGCUGAUCUUGUGAUAAGGCAUCUAACUAAGCUGUUUGAUUCUAUAGCAAAACUCAAAUUUACUGAAAGUGAAAAUCCAGAAGAAAAAGUAUCAUUAGGUAUGAUAGCUAAAGAUGGUGAGUACGUUCCUUUUCAUGGGACUGCUGAUUGUACCGGUGCCGUGGAAAUUUGGUUAAACAGAAUUCAAGAUAUUAUGAGAUCCACUAUUCGUCAAUAUUUUGGAGAAGCUAUCGUUUCUUACGAAGAGAAACCAAGAGAACAAUGGUUGUUCGAUUUCAUGGCUCAAGUUUCACUGUGCGGUUCACAAAUUUGGUGGACAACCGAAGUGAAUAUGGCUUUUUCGAGAUUAGAAGAGGGAUAUGAUAAUGCCCUGAAAGAUUAUUAUAAAAAACAGCUAAACCAACUUAGUACACUAAUCACUCUUUUAAUAGGGGAACUCAGUAAGCAAGAUCGUCAAAAAAUUAUGACUAUUUGUACGAUAGAUGUACAUUCAAGAGAUGUGGUCAGUAAAUUAAUUCAAGCGAAAGUAGAAGCUGGAUCUGCAUUUCAAUGGCAGUCACAACUCAGACACAGAUGGGAUGAAGGAGAGUUUCAUUGUUUUGCUAAUAUUUGCGAUGCUCAAUUUAAAUAUAGCUAUGAAUAUUUGGGUAACACUCCUCGGCUAGUUAUUACACCAUUGACAGAUAGAUGUUAUAUUACAUUGACACAGUCCUUGCAUUUAAUAAUGGGCGGUGGUCCUGCUGGACCUGCAGGUACUGGUAAAACAGAAACGACUAAAGAUUUGGGACGAGCUUUGGGUAUUAUGGUGUACGUCUUCAAUUGUUCGGAACAAAUGGACUAUCAGUCAUGCGGCAACAUUUACAAAGGCUUAGCGCAAACUGGUGCUUGGGGGUGCUUCGAUGAAUUUAAUCGUAUAUCCGUUGAAGUAUUAUCCGUAGUAGCUGUUCAAGUAAAAUCUGUACAAGAUGCGAUAAGGGAUAAAAAGGAAAAAUUCAACUUUAUGGGUGAAAUAAUUGUAUUGGUGCCUAGUGUCGGUAUUUUCAUUACAAUGAAUCCAGGCUACGCUGGCAGAACGGAAUUGCCGGAAAAUUUAAAAGCCUUAUUUCGACCUUGCGCUAUGGUUGUCCCAGAUUUCGAAUUGAUCUGUGAAAUUAUGUUAGUAGCGGAAGGUUUUCAAGAAGCUAAGAUUUUGGCUAGAAAGUUUAUUACACUGUACACUUUAUGUAAAGAGUUACUCUCAAAACAAGAUCAUUAUGAUUGGGGAUUGAGAGCUAUUAAAUCUGUUCUUGUAGUUGCGGGUUCUUUGAAGCGAGGAGAUCCGGGUAGACCCGAAGAAGAAGUACUCAUGCGAACCCUUCGAGAUUUCAAUAUACCUAAAAUUGUAACAGAUGAUAUGCCUGUAUUCAUGGGUCUUAUUGGUGACUUGUUUCCUGCUCUAGAAGUGCCACGUAAAAGAGAUCUAGAUUUUGAGAAAACAGUAAAACAAGCCGCUAUGGAUUUAUUAUUGCAACCUGAAGACAAUUUUAUUUUAAAAGUAGUUCAACUAGAGGAACUAUUAGAGGUUCGACACUCGGUGUUUAUUGUAGGAAAUGCUGGCACAGGCAAAACUCAAGUGUGGAAGACAUUAUUUAAAACCUAUCAAAAUUUGAGAAAAAAGCCAAUUUAUAAUGACUUAAAUCCUAAAGCUGUAACCAAUGAUGAAUUAUUUGGAAUCAUUAAUCCUGCGACUCGUGAAUGGAAAGAUGGACUUUUCUCAGUCAUAAUGAGAGAUCAAGCAAAUUUAGUCGGAGAAAAUCCUAAAUGGAUAAUCCUAGAUGGGGAUAUAGACCCUAUGUGGAUUGAGUCUCUAAACACUGUAAUGGAUGAUAAUAAAAUAUUAACUUUGGCUAGUAACGAAAGAAUUGCUCUAACACCGACAAUGAGACUUAUGUUUGAAAUAUCCAAUCUUCGUACGGCCACACCUGCUACUGUAUCUAGAGCUGGUAUUUUAUAUAUUAAUGCUCAAGAUUUAGGUUGGAAUCCGUACGUCACAAGUUGGAUUGAAACUAGAAAAAUUCCAGCAGAGAAGUCAAAUCUAGUCAAUCUUUUUGACAAAUAUAUUCCCUCGUGUCUUGAAACAAUAAGAACUAGGUUCAAAAAAAUUACCCCAAUCGCAGAGAUGGCGCAUAUUCAGAUGUUAUGCCAUUUACUAGAUUGUCUAUUAGUACCUGAAAAUAUACCAGCAGAAUGUCCAAAGGAAUGGUACGAUAUAUUCUUUGUAUUUGCUUGUGUAUGGGCGUUUGGAUCUGCUAUGUUUCAGGACACUGGUAUUGAUUAUAGAGUCGAAUUCACUAAAUGGUGGGUAAAUGAAUUUAAAACAAUUAAAUUUCCACCCGGAGGUACUGUUUUUGAUUUCUACAUAGAUCAUGACACGAAACAAUUUACACCAUGGACUGAAAAGAUACCUAAAUUUGAGUUAGAUACUGAUAUACCUUUGCAGGCAAUAUUAGUUCCUACUGCAGAAACAAUAAGAAUAAGAUUCUUUUUGGACCUGCUUAUGAAAAAUAAACAUCCAGUUAUGCUUGUCGGAGGUGCAGGAUGCGGUAAAACAGUUUUAGUUAAUGAAAAAUUACAGAGUCUUUCUGAAAACUAUGCAAUUCAAUCUGUUCCUUUUAAUUUCUAUACAACAUCGGAAAUGUUGCAAAAGAUUUUAGAGAAGCCUCUGGAGAAGAAAGCUGGACGAAACUAUGGUCCCCCAGGAAAUAAGACUCUCAUUUACUUUAUAGACGAUAUGAAUAUGCCUGAAGUCGACGCUUAUGGGACUGUUCAACCUCACACUAUCAUAAGACAGCAUUUAGAUUACAAUCACUGGUAUGAUCGCACCAAACUAUCUCUGAAAGAUAUACAUAAUACCCAAUACGUUUCUUGUAUGAAUCCAACUUCUGGUAGUUUCACCAUCAAUCCUAGACUUCAGCGCCACUUCUGUGUAUUUGCUAUAAGUUUUCCGAAUAACGAAGCAUUGAAUAAUAUUUACCAUUCUAUAUUGAGUCAGCAUUUGAUGAAUCCAGAACUUAGGAUCAACCCUCAAAUAACUAAGUUGUCGCUUAAUAUUGUUACUGCGACGAUGACCUUGCAUAAUAAAGUAUCGCAAGUAUUUCUUCCAACUGCUAUAAAAUUUCAUUAUAUUUUCAACCUCAGGGACUUGUCUAACGUAUUUCAGGGUUUCUUAUUCAGUACAAAUGAAUGUUUGGUGAAUCCUUCUGAUAUUAUGCGCCUCUGGUUACAUGAAACUCAUCGCGUAUAUGGCGACAAGCUUACCGAAGACAAAGAUAUUGAUGCCUUUUUAAAAAUGCAAGUCGACAUUUGCAAGAAGACAUUUGAGGAAAUAGAUGAAGGUGCUGUUUUCGAAAAACCAAACAUCUAUUGCCAUUUUGCCGGUGGUAUAGGAGAACCUAAAUAUAUGCCUAUUGAGACUUGGGAACAAUUGAAUAAACUUCUAACUGAAGCUAUGGCAAGUUACAACGAUCUUAUAGCUGCUAUGAAUUUGGUGCUAUUCGAAGAUGCUAUGAUGCAUAUCUGUAGAAUCAACCGUAUUCUGGAGAGUCCAAGAGGUAGUGCUCUUUUAGUCGGCGUUGGUGGUUCGGGAAAACAAUCUCUAUCUCGAUUAGCAGCUUUUAUAUCUGGUUUAGAGGUUUUACAAAUACAACUAAAGAAAGGCUACGGUGUGACUGAUCUCAAGAAUGAACUUAACGGUUUGUAUAUCAAGACUGGUCUCAAGAAUGUUGGCAUUAUGUUUUUGAUGACAGAUGCCCAGGUAGCUAACGAACAAUUUUUAGUACUUAUUAACGAUCUUUUGGCAUCUGGGGAGGUAGCGGACUUGUUUCCUGACGAUGAAAUUGAAAAUAUAAUAGGCGGAGUGAGGAACGAGGUUAAAGGUGCUGGUUUACCUGAUACGAGGGAAGUCUGUUGGAAGUUUUUUAUUGAUAGAGUAAGGAAGCAGUUAAAAGUUGUAUUAUGCUUUUCUCCAGUUGGCUCUACUUUGAGAGUGAGAUCUCGAAAAUUCCCCGCAUUGAUCAAUUGCACUUCUAUCAAUUGGUUCCACGAAUGGCCACAAGAAGCACUUGUAUCCGUGGCCAUGAAUUUCUUGGAAGAAUUGCAUGUUUUACCAGUUGCUUUAAAAGAUUCUGUGGCAAGAUUUAUGGCGUAUGUUCAUACUUCUGUAAAUACAAUAUCUAAAGCUUAUCUUGCCAAUGAAAGAAGGUAUAACUAUACAACGCCAAAGAGUUACUUGGAACAGAUUAGUUUGUAUGCAAAACUUAUAAACAACAAAACAAGUGAACUCCAAGCCAAAAUUGUUAGGUUGGAGAAUGGCUUAGAAAAGCUACGAUCCACAGCAGUUCAAGUAGACGAUCUUAAAGCUAAACUGGCUGUCCAGGAGAUAGAAUUACAACAAAAAAAUGAAGCCGCAGAUAAACUCAUUGAAAUGGUUGGUGUAGAGACUGCCAAAGUUCAAAGUGAAAAGGCCUUAGCUGAUGAAGAAGAAGAAAAGGUAGCAGUUAUAACCGAAGAAGUAUCUAAGAAACAAAAGGAUUGCGAGGAAGAUCUUAUUAAGGCUGAACCAGCUCUGAUUGCUGCUCAAGAAGCAUUGAAUACCCUGAACAAAGCCAAUCUUACUGAACUAAAGUCUUUUGGAUCACCACCUGGUGCGGUAACUAAUGUGACUGCUGCGGUUAUGGUACUAAUGGCGCCAGGUGGGAAAAUACCGAAAGAUAGAAGUUGGAAGGCAGCUAAGAUUGUAAUGGCGAAAGUGGAUGUUUUUUUGGAGUCUCUUAUUAAUUAUGACAAAGAAAAUAUCCACCCUGAUGUAAUUAAAGCUAUACAACCAUAUUUAAAGGAUUCCGAAUUUGAACCAGAGUUUGUUAGAUCAAAAUCUGCUGCAGCUGCUGGUCUCUGUGCUUGGGUGAUAAAUAUAAUCAAAUUUUAUGAAGUAUUUUGUGACGUAGAACCAAAACGAAAAGCGUUACAAGCUGCUAAUGCCGAGUUAGCUGCAGCUGUGGAAAAGCUAAAGUCCAUCAAAGCCAAAGUAGCUUCCUUGGAAGAAUUAUUGGCAACUUUGACGGCAGACUUUGAAAAAGCCACGUCGGAGAAAAUGAAGUGUCAGCAAGAAGCUGACGCCACAAAUCAGACUAUUCAACUUGCCAAUAGAUUGGUGAAUGGCUUAGCCAGUGAAAACGUGCGUUGGGCCGAAUCUGUUGCUAGUUUCAUGCAGCAGAACACUACAUUGCCAGGCGAUGUGCUUUUAGUGUGUGCGUUUAUAUCAUACGUGGGAUGUUUUACUAAACAAUAUAGAUUGGACCUUAUGCACAAACAGUGGCUUAUGUUUUUAAAGACUCUGGAGCCACCUAUACCCAUAACGGAUGGUUUAGAUCCUCUUACGAUGUUAACUGAUGAUACAUGUAUAGCUAUGUGGCAAAACGAAGGAUUACCAUCUGACCGUAUGAGCACUGAAAAUGCCACAAUUUUAUCGAAUUCAGAUCGAUGGCCCUUGAUGAUUGACCCUCAGUUACAAGGAGUGAAAUGGAUCAAACAAAAAUACGGAGACCAACUGCAAGUGAUACGUCUAGGUUCAAAGGGUUAUUUGGAAGCUAUAGAGAAAGCUAUUAUUAAAGGAACCACAGUUCUUUUCGAGAAUAUUGGAGAAACUGUUGAUCCAGUGCUUGAUCCAUUGUUAGGGCGAAAUCUUAUAAAGAAAGGAAAAGCAAUCAAGAUCGGAGAUAAAGAAGUAGAAUACAGUUCAAACUUUAGACUCAUCUUACAUACAAAAUUGGCUAACCCACAUUACAAACCAGAAAUGCAAGCGCAAACAACAUUAGUCAAUUUUACUGUCACACGAGAUGGUUUAGAAGAUCAGCUACUAGCAGAAGUAGUGAAAGCUGAAAGACCUGAUCUUGAAGACUUGAAAGCGGAACUAACGAAACAACAAAACGAGUUUAAGAUUCAGUUAAAGAAAUUAGAAGAUAAUUUACUUUCCAGAUUAUCUUCAGCAGGAGAGAAUAUAUUAGGUGAUACAGCACUGGUCGAAAAUUUAGAGACUACUAAAAAGACUGCAGCUGAUAUCGAAAGAAAGGUGGCUGAAGCUAAAAUAACAUCUCAACAAAUCGACAAAGCUCGAGAAUUUUAUAGGCCAGCAGCAGCCAGAGCGUCUUUAUUAUACUUUAUUCUGAAUGACUUAAAUACAAUAAACCCUAUAUAUCAAUUCUCCCUUAAGGCGUUCAGCGUUGUGUUUCAAAAAGCUAUUUCUAGAGCUGUACCGGCAGAUGAAAUACUUCUAAUGAGUGAGGAGAUAUCACCCGUUGAAUUAGAUUUUUUUCUCCGGUUCCCAGUAAAGCCUCAUGUCACUAGCCCUGUUGAUUUCCUUUCCAAUCAUAGCUGGGGUGGUAUUUGUUCACUAGCUAGUAAAGAUGAAUUCAGGAACUUGGACCGAGAUAUAGAAACUUCUCCUAAGAGAUGGAAGAAAAUAGUAGAAAUGGAGUGUCCAGAAAGAGAAAAAUUUCCUCAGGAAUGGAAAAAUAAAACUGCUUUGCAAAGAUUGUGCAUGCUAAGAGCUUUACGACCAGACCGAAUGACAUAUGCAGUAGCAGCCUAUAUCGAAGAAAAAAUGGGUUCAAAAUAUGUGGAGAAUAGAACUGUAGAAUUUAGUAAGUCUUUUGAGGAGACGAGUCCAACCACACCAAUAUUCUUCAUACUAUCUCCUGGGGUGAAUCCUUUGAAAGAUGUGGAAUCAUUAGGUAAAGUUAUGGGUUUCACUUCGGACAAUGGUAAUUUCCACAAUGUAUCUUUGGGUCAGGGACAAGAGAUUGUGGCCGAACAGGCAAUGGAUGUUGCUCUUGUUCAAGGGCACUGGGUGGUAUUACAGAAUAUUCAUUUAGUAAAGAAAUGGCUACCCAGUUUGGAGAAAAAAAUGGAAGCCUUCGCCAAUGGGUGUCACGAACAAUUUCGGUUGUUUAUGUCAGCAGAGCCGGCAGCUACUCCUGCUGCGCAUAUUAUACCACAAGGUAUUCUGGAAUCGAGCAUUAAAAUCACCAAUGAACCACCUACUGGCAUGCAGGCAAAUAUUCACAAAGCGCUUGAUAAUUUUAACCAAGAAACACUCGAGAUGUGUGGAAAGGAAGCUGAAUUUAAAGCUAUUCUGUUUGCAUUGUGUUACUUUCAUGCUGUCGUAGCUGAAAGAAGAAAAUUCGGACCGCAAGGUUGGAAUAAAAUUUAUCCAUUCAACGUUGGUGAUCUAACAAUAAGCGUGUUUGUGUUGUACAACUAUUUAGAAGCAAAUUCUAGAGUACCUUGGGAAGAUCUUAGGUAUCUCUUUGGAGAAAUAAUGUACGGAGGUCACAUUACUGACGACUGGGACCGUAGAUUGUGUAACGCUUAUUUAGAAGAAUUGAUGCAACCUGAUCUUGUGGAUGGUGAACUGCAGUUAGCACCUGGAUUUCCUGCACCACCAAAUACUGAUUAUUGUGGUUAUCAUCAAUAUAUUGAAGACGCAAUGCCACCGGAGUCGCCAUAUUUAUAUGGUCUGCAUCCUAAUGCUGAAAUAGGAUUCCUCACUACUACUUCUGAAAACCUUUUUAGAACUAUAUUUGAGAUGCAACCGAGAGACGCUCAGGCAUCUGGUGCUGCUACUGUAACCAGGGAGGACAAGGUAAAGCAAAUGGUUGAUGAAAUAAUGGAGAAGUUGCCAGAGGAAUUCAAUAUGGUAGAGAUAAUGGGGAAAGUUGAGGAGCGGACGCCAUAUGUGAUCGUGGCUUUUCAAGAAUGUGAGCGAAUGAAUUAUUUGACUGGGGAGAUGAAGAGAUCACUUCGAGAACUCGAUUUAGGGCUUAAGGGUGAACUAACCAUCACUUCUGACAUGGAAGAAUUGGAGAAUGCUUUAUUUUUAGAUCAAGUGCCUGUUAUUUGGUCUAGCAGAGCGUAUCCAUCAUUGCUGGGUCUAUCAGCUUGGUUUGUAGACUUGCUACUCAGGCUAAGAGAGUUGGAGACGUGGGCCACUGAUUUUGUUUUGCCCGCGUCAGUAUGGUUAGCUGGGUUUUUUAACCCUCAAAGUCUUUUGACCGCCAUAAUGCAAAGUACAGCUCGCCGAUAUGAAUUGCCAUUAGACAAAAUGUGUUUACAAUGUGAUGUAACUAAAAAAAUGAAGGAAGAGUUCACGAAUGCUCCGAAAGAUGGGGCUUUUGUUCAUGGUCUUCUAAUGGAAGGUGCUAGGUGGGACGUCCAAGCAGGGAUUAUCAUGGAUUCGAGGUUGAAAGACUUGUUCCCACCGAUGCCAGUCAUCAAUGUUCGGGCUAUCACCCAAGAUAAGCAGGACCUCCGGAAUAUGUACGAGUGUCCAGUGUACAAGACGCGUACGCGAGGCCCGACCUACGUGUGGACCUUCAAUCUGAAAACCAAAGACAAACCAGCCAAAUGGACCCUGGCCGGUGUUGCCUUGCUGCUGCAGAUAUAGAUUAUGAAAGGCGUAAUUCUUUUGCUAUAUAGCAAUAAAAAAUAGAAUGCUAAUCAAUAAUAAUUCAUUCAUUUAUAUCUACUUAGUCGAAUUUGUGUAGUGUUAGCAUGGGUCAAAUCUUGCAUUCUAAAGAUUCACUUCACGUGUACGAUGGAGGAAACGAUUGCAUACAAUCGUGGGUUUAAAAUAUCAUCAUCAUCAGCCCUGUGACGUCCCCACUGGGCCAUGACACUUCACUUGGGCCCAAUGCGGAUUGGUAGAUAUUAACGACUGCAGACGCAGCCGGGACCAAAGGCUGAACGUGCUAAGCUUUUGGUGAAAUCAAAAGCUACCUUACAGUCACAAACAACUCCAAAAAUAAUCUAUGUAUUUAGGGCAAUUUUUUUUAAGGUGAUCGUUUUUUAUUUCCAAUUUCCACAAUAGAAAUACUUCCUUUAGUUUUAAGUUUUUUACACAUUUAAUGUUGCUUCAUUAUAUUACGAUAUAUGUAUUUGUUUUUUUUUCCAAUAUAAAGAUGGGUGACGUAAAAAUAUCAUCUUAUC
Messenger RNA from Diatraea saccharalis (sugarcane borer), 13871 nucleotides. NCBI's taxonomy places the organism in Eukaryota, Metazoa, Arthropoda, Insecta, Lepidoptera, Crambidae. The record is from the annotation of a GenBank genome assembly.